Messenger RNA from Aplysia californica (California sea hare), 1704 nucleotides. RefSeq names its product peroxisomal membrane protein PMP34. The coding region runs from base 148 to 1359 and encodes 403 amino acids. NCBI's taxonomy places the organism in Eukaryota, Metazoa, Mollusca, Gastropoda, Aplysiida, Aplysiidae. The record is from RefSeq and is a predicted model, not a curated record. Gene Ontology annotation, cellular component: peroxisomal membrane. Gene Ontology annotation, molecular function: AMP transmembrane transporter activity; FMN transmembrane transporter activity; coenzyme A transmembrane transporter activity. The transcript is spliced from 9 exons.
UAUAAUUCAUGUUACUUGUUAUUAAACAUCUGGGUGUGGGAGUGUUUUUUAGUGGAGGUAAUGGUUUCAUUAAAAAUAUUCUGAACAUAGAUCUAGCCUAGAUCUAUAGUUCAUUUAGUCAUUUAGUUUAGUCGACUUGCUAUUUAAAUGACCAAAAGAGAGACGGAACAGUGGUCAGUACAGCGUCCUAGUAACAACACCCGGUAUCACCUUCUAGGAUCUAGAUCUACUUCUACAGGAAAACAGAUAAAGAUAGUCAUCAGUGGACAGCUUGGUUUACCCUAUGAAAGCAAAAUGGGUCCAGGACGUAGAUCAAUAUCUCUAUGUGUACCAGAAGUGAAUUCCAAGCCAUACCGCCAGUAUGCUGAUGUCGUUCCAGUUGUUGUAUCGGAAAAAAAGGAGCCAGAGCAGGGUGGUGUUGGAUUGUCGAACUUAUUUACCUACUCCAACCUCGUUCAUGCAGUGUCAGGAGCAACAGGCAGUGUGGUUGCUAUCUCAGUCUUUUACCCACUCGACACAGUGAGGACACGGUUGCAAGUUGAUGAUCAAAGGCGAGCCAAAAAUACUUUCCAAGUGCUCAAAGACAUCUUCACUGAGGAAGGGCUUGAGGGGCUGUACCGGGGCUGGUUUCCUGUGGUGACUGCCAUCUGCUGCUCCAACUUCGUCUAUUUCUAUUCUUACAAUGGGAUCAAGUCGUCACUUCUGGGCAAACGCAAAAAAACGUCCCCCCUUGUUGACUUGUGUGUGGGUUUUGCUGCAGGCAUCCUCAAUGUGCUCAUCACGACCCCCCUGUGGGUGGCCAACACCCGCCUCAAGCUGCAGGGAGCCAAGCUGUACACAGAACACUACCAGCAAGGGGGAUCCAGCCUGCCGGGGGACUCUGUCCGGUAUAACGGGAUCAUAGAUUGCCUUAGGAAGAUUCUGGAGACUGAAGGAGUAAAGAAAUUGUGGUCUGGUACCGUGCCUUCACUCCUUCUUGCCUCCAAUCCUGCUAUACAGUUUAUGGUGUACGAGGCGCUCAAACGCUACUUUCGGCGAACUCUGAAAGUUGAGGAAUUGAGUGGACUGAUGUACUUCCUGAUAGGCGCAAUAGCAAAAGCUGUGGCAACAGUUGUCACAUAUCCUCUGCAAGUGGUACAGAGUCGACUGCGGGCUGGUUAUGCGAAGCUGGAAACCUCUCAAACUCUCCUGGAAAACUUGAUUCAUUUAGUCAGGACCCGAGGUUUUGGCUCUCUGUACAAGGGCAUGGAGUCGAAGCUGUUGCAAACUGUUCUCACGGCUGCCCUGAUGUUCUUCACCUAUGAGAAGAUAUCUUCCACCAUAUUCCAUCUGAUGAGUGCUGGAAAAGGCAAAGCUUGACGUUAACGAAAAAAUUAGUUUGGACAGUUUUACUUUGUAACUUUUCUUUCUUUUAUUUCAGGGCAAUUAGUGGAUGUUAUGUUUUUAUGUUUUGCUUUUGUAUUUAUUGGCAGUUGCCCCAAGGACACAUCCCUCACUUUUGUCCUGUGAAAUAGAUGGGAAUUGAGGUCAUUAUGUCAUGUUUGUCAAUGGUCUUUUUCAGUAAACUGUCUGUACAUAGUCAAUACUUCUUUGUAUGAAAGGUGGUUAGUGUCUUUCGUCGUGAUACUUAUUUAUACUAUUACAUUUUUUAUUUGGGGUGCAUGGAAUAAUUGUUGUUGAUAUUAUUUAGAGAAAGAUUUUUAU